AUGGGCAAGAAGAAGCGCGGACACCCCGACGUUGAGGAUGUCCUCUCGCGGCCGUGGUGCUAUUACUGCGAGCGUGACUUUGAAGACCUGAAGCUUCUUAUUUCCCAUCAGAAGGCCAAGCAUUUCAAAUGCGACAGAUGCGGUCGCCGACUCAACACUGCUGGAGGUCUCUCCGUCCAUCUGAACCAGGUCCACAAGGAAACGCUCACCCAGGUUGAGAAUGCGCUACCGAACCGACAGGGCCUUGAUGUGGAGAUCUUUGGUAUGGAGGGCAUUCCCCAAGACAUCUUGGAUCAGCACAGGAAUCGCAUCAUCCAGAACUUCUACCAGGCACAGGAGGACCGUCGUAUUGCCACAGGAAACCCUCUGCCUGGUCAGUCCAAGCAGCCAAGGAAGAAGCUCAAGAUCGAAACCCCCGAGGAGCUGAAGGCCCGUCUUGCCGAGCACCGCGCGAGGAUAGCUGCCGGACAUACUCCAGGCACCACUGGCAGCCCGGCCAACGGCGCCCCGGCGAGCGCAAGCCCGGGUGCAUUCAACAACUCUCCCUACCCUCCGCCGCAGGCGCCUUACGGUGCCACUCCCGAUCAGAGCUUCCCGGCCGGAGGUACGCCUGUUGUGCCCGGUGUGCCCGGUGUGCCUGGCGUGCCUGGCGCGCCUGCAUACCCGCAGCAGGGCUACCCACAAGGCAAUUACGCUGGCUUUUCCCCGUCAUCUCUUCCCGCAAGGCCGACAAGCGGCCUGCAAGCGAUGCCCGGCCUUCCUCAGCGGCCGCCCCAGUUUGGUGGCCAGUUCUGGAACGGCACUGGCGCCCCGCCGCCUGGGUACCCCGGAGCAUCAACUGUUGACGAGCUGGUCUCCGGCGCGGCCCACCACGGCGAUGAAAUUGAUGAGCUUAUUCGGAGGGCCGAGUCCGGCAUCAAGGCGCCCAAGAAGCCCGAAGACGAGGCUGCAGAGGAGGCCGCGGGCGAAAAGAAGUCCAAGAAGGACAAGAACGGCAGGAUGUUCUACGCAGACACGGAGGUCAGCCCCGAGGAGCGCAUGGCACAAUUACCGAGAUACGCCUACGUGCCCCCUGCAUCUUAG
Molecule: messenger RNA, 1083 nt
Organism: Colletotrichum higginsianum IMI 349063
Lineage: Eukaryota; Fungi; Ascomycota; Sordariomycetes; Glomerellales; Glomerellaceae
Product: C2H2 finger domain-containing protein
Exons: 4
Coding region: 1-1083 (360 amino acids)
Cellular component (GO): nucleus
Molecular function (GO): DNA binding
Source: RefSeq, a predicted model, not a curated record